AACAGCGGGCGACAGAAAGCAGAAGACACUGAAUACACAAAUGGCGACAACAAAUGCAGCCAUUAUCGAUUAAUUUUGUUGUGAUUGUGUUGAGUGAAUUGAUCAUGCUAAGAUAAAAUUGUAUCAAGCAAUAAUAUUAACCUUUUCGAUAACUGCGGUACCAACGAGCCCACAUGUGUAUGAGGUCACAUGCACUGCACUGCACUGCAGAGAAUGUUUUUAUUGAAGGGGCUAAAGCCCAAUGCUUGUAGGCCUAUACUCAGUCAUGUUGUCAAAAGAGGGACAUAUUGCAGACAAGCAUCAUCCAGGCUAGUUCUAGGCAUCGAGACCAGCUGCGACGACACAGGGGCAGCUGUGGUGGAUGAGACUGGUUUGAUUCUGGGGGAAUCACUGCACUGUCAAAAAGUGGUCCAUCUGCAAACGGGUGGGAUCAUACCAGCAGUUGCCCAGCGACUCCACAGGGAGAAUAUAUCCAGAGUUGUUCAGGAGGCGAUAGACAGGAGUGGCAUCUCCCCAAGUGAACUUUCAGCCGUCGCGACCACUGUAAAGCCAGGCCUGUCUCUAAGCUUAGGAAUUGGCUUGGAUUUCAGUCUGGCCUUCGUAAAGCAGCACCAAAAGCCCUUCAUCCCCAUCCAUCACAUGGAGGCCCAUGCUCUCACUGUGAGGAUGCUGGAGCCUGUUGAAUUUCCUUUCCUGGUCCUUCUCAUCUCAGGGGGUCAUGCCCUUUUGGCUCUAGCCAGGGGUAUUGAGGACUUCCUUCUCUUAGGGCAAUCCACAGAUGAAGCACCUGGGGAUACCUUAGAUAAGGUAGCACGGAGACUGCACUUAAGAAAUCAUCCAGAGUGUUCCACAAUGAGUGGGGGUCAAGCAAUUGAAUACUUAGCCAAACAAGGCAACCGACACAAUUUCUUGUUCAAGACACCCAUGGGACAGGUCUUUGACUGCAAUUUCUCUUUUGCUGGUCUACGGAACCAAGUGUCAAUGGUCAUAGACAGGAAAGAACUUGAAGAGGGAGUGAAGUCAGGAGACCAACUACUGUCAUGUGUUAAUGACAUUGCUGCUGGCACACAGCACACAGUGGCCUCCCACAUUGCUAAACGGACACAUCGGGCUAUCCUGUUCUGCAAAGCUAGAGGCCUUUUACCUCAACACAAUCCCACUCUGGUUGUGUCAGGAGGGGUGGCGAGUAACUCGUACAUCAGGGAGACUCUGAAACUUCUCACAGACGCCACAGGGCUGCACUUGCUUUGCCCCCCAUCCAAGUUUUGCACUGACAACGGAGUCAUGGUCGCAUGGAAUGGAGUUGAAAAGCUAAGGGAGGGAAGAGGCAUUCUGCCCUGUACAGAGGUGGUCCGCUAUGAACCAAAGGCUCCUCUCGGUAUUGACAUCACAGCAGAGGUGAAGGAUGCUGCCAUUAGACUCCCCCCUUUAAAACUGAAAGUAAAAAAACUGACUUUUUGACAAGAGUUAUUAUGUACAAAAUGUAUUUUUAAUUUUGGAAGGAAUAAAAAUACUAUCUUUGCUAUUUAUUCAAAA
Alosa sapidissima (American shad) is the source of this 1536-nucleotide messenger RNA. It is a transcript of the gene osgepl1, whose product is annotated as O-sialoglycoprotein endopeptidase-like 1. The transcript is spliced from 7 exons. The record is from RefSeq and is a predicted model, not a curated record. Gene Ontology annotation, cellular component: mitochondrion. Gene Ontology annotation, biological process: tRNA threonylcarbamoyladenosine modification. The coding region runs from base 190 to 1461 and encodes 423 amino acids. Lineage: Eukaryota; Metazoa; Chordata; Actinopteri; Clupeiformes; Clupeidae.